AUGUUGAUGCUGGUGAAAGAGGAGCUUAAGACGAUGACAGAUCCACAACCAUGCAGAAUACAGGAUGAAGAUACUGAGGAACAAAUAGGCCUUAGCCGGCACAAGAAAGCUCAUGGUGGGGAAAAGCCACACGCGUGCCAGCAUUGUGACAAGAGUUUCCCAGAUAAAAGUCAACUUAAGAUACACAUUAGAGUUCACACCGGAGAGAAACCUUACACUUGUCAACAGUGUGGAAAGAUUUUUAUAACAAAACCUAAGCUUAAAGCACACAUGAGGAUUCACACCGAAAAGAGAAGACACCCAUGCCAUCAGUGUGGAAAGAGUUUUACAACUGCAGUUAACCUUAAGGUACACAUGAGGAUUCACACUGGAGAAAAACCUUACACUUGUCAACAGUGUGGAAAGAGUUUCUCUAUUGAAAGUAACCUUAAGAUACACACAAGAAUUCACACUGGAGAGAAACCGUUCACAUGCCAUGCGUGUAAAAAAUGUUUCAGAAUUAAAUGUGGCCUUAUAGCACACAUGAAAAUUCACAAAGGAGAGAAACCUCACGUGUGUUUUCAGUGUGAAAAGAGUUUUACAAGUAAAGGUGCUCUUAAGACACACAUGACAGUUCACACUGAAGAGAAACCGUUCACAUGCCAUCAGUGUGGAAAGAGUUUUAAAAUGAAACGUAACCUUAAUGAACACCUAAGAAUUCACACCGGAGAGAAACCUCACGCAUGUCUUCAGUGUGAAAGAAGUUUCAAAAGUGAAGACUCUCUUAAGAGACACAUGAUAACUCACACCAGAGAGAAACCGUUCAUUUGUCAUCAGUGUGGAAAGGGUUUUACAAAGAAAUGUAACCUUAAUGCACAUGUGAGAAUUCACACCGGAGAGAAACCAUACGUGUGCCAUCAGUGUGGAAAGAGUUUCGGGACAAAAACAAACCAUAAUGUACAUUUGAGCACUCACACUAAAGAGAAACCGUUCACAUGCCAUGAGUGUAAAAAGAGUUUUAAAACAAAAGCUGCCCUUAACAAACACAUGAGAAUCCACACUCAAUAGAAACCAUUCAUGUGUCAACAGUGUGGAUAUGACAACAAAGUUGGUGUACGACAAAAAAGAUUGAGGCCGUUUCUCAAUAUGUGUUCUUGUUUGUACUUGUGUUUUUGUGGACUUGUGAAACGUCAUAAUUCGUGGCCCAAGUACUGUUCCAAUUCCAAGUUCCCAUCAAGUCAAGUUCACAUAACAUCUCAGGAUGUGUUCUUGAUCCGCUCAUUUUAUCGAGGACGCAUCAGGAGGGGACUUGUGUGUACAAGUUUUCCAGAAUGCAAUUCACGUUAAUGGCAAAGGAGCUUAAAACCUGCAAAAUAUUACUCUCUGUGUCAUAAAAUGUAGCCAUUUAUGGAGAAUAUAGAUGAAUAAACUUUAAAUCUGUGGUUAAAUAGUAAAGAAAGCGCCUAUAUUAACAUUUCCUCUGACAAUUUUGGAUAUGUGAGUUCAAGUUGAUCAGCGGGUUGUCAGUGUCGUGUACACCGCCGAGGGCAAAUUCAUCUCUGCAACUCCUUCUGAAAUUUGCCGCUGUCUCAUUGCAGCUGCUCUGCCCUUCAGUGUCUGAUGGUCAAACAUGAAA
Messenger RNA from Paramisgurnus dabryanus, 1615 nucleotides. The record is from RefSeq and is a predicted model, not a curated record. NCBI's taxonomy places the organism in Eukaryota, Metazoa, Chordata, Actinopteri, Cypriniformes, Cobitidae.